Molecule: messenger RNA, 1527 nt
Organism: Echinops telfairi (small Madagascar hedgehog)
Lineage: Eukaryota; Metazoa; Chordata; Mammalia; Afrosoricida; Tenrecidae
Gene: VIP
Product: vasoactive intestinal peptide
Exons: 7
Coding region: 147-659 (170 amino acids)
Biological process (GO): regulation of sensory perception of pain; positive regulation of protein catabolic process; adenylate cyclase-activating G protein-coupled receptor signaling pathway
Cellular component (GO): perikaryon; extracellular region; neuron projection
Molecular function (GO): peptide hormone receptor binding; neuropeptide hormone activity
Source: RefSeq, a predicted model, not a curated record
UUCACAAGCCUGGAAGUCCUUAGCCAGUGCAAGUUCUGCUUCAGCAGUAAAGGCAGAGAGAUCGCUCACAGGACUUCAGCACCGAAGACAGCUCCAGACUUGUCUUCGGAAGAGCAAGCUCCCUGAGAACAUCAACAAGGUGAAAAAUGGAAACCAGAAGUAAACCCCAGCUCCUCCUGCUCCUGACACUCUGUAGUGUCCUCUUCUCCCACACGCUGGCAUGGCCACUUUUUGCAGCACCUCUUUCUCUGAGGUUGGGUGACAGAACACCACUUGAAGGAGCAAAUGAACCUGACCAAGUUUCAUUGAAGGCAGACACUGGAAUCUUGCAUGAUGCGUUAACUGAAAAUGAAACACCUUAUUAUGAUGUAGCCAGGAAUGCCAGACAUGCUGAUGGCGUUUUUACCAGUGACUAUAGUAGACUCUUGGGUCAGCUUUCUGCCAAAAAAUACCUUGAGUCCCUUAUUGGAAAACGAGUCAGCAGUAACAUCUCAGAAGACAGCGCGCCAAUCAAACGUCACUCGGACGCCGUCUUCACUGACAACUACACCCGCCUUAGAAAACAAAUGGCUGUGAAGAAAUACUUGAACUCAAUCCUGAAUGGGAAGAGGAGCAGUGAGGGAGAAUCUCUCAAUUUCCCUGAAGAGUUAGAGAAAUGAUGCAAGCGCUCUUUGAACAAAGCUGCCGACAGCUUCCCAGCGGAUUCUUGAAGGAAAAUUAUAAAGUAAUUAUAUUUUGAGUUCGACCUAAGUAUUCAAGAAAACAGCUUCAACAUCAAAGCCAAAUAUAUUGUUUUGUGAAUGUUGUGAUUUCCUUUAUUCUACUAUAACUGUGAUGUUUACACUGUAAAUAUUAUUUAGAGUACUAAAAUUAUCUUCAACUCUUGAAAAUCCUGUAACUCACAUGCUGUGUGUUCUCACUAACAAAAAUAUAUUUAAUGAUAAGUAGACACUAGGUUAAUCCCCACUCUGUGAGGCUCUUUGGAAGGGUGGUAAUAAAGCAAAAUUGAUGUGUUUAUUUAUAGAGUGUACUUACCCAUUCAGAAGCGUAGAGCAAUUAAUCAGCGCAUCUAAAUUUGAAUGCUAAGCAGAUUGACUACUUGGUUAAAUAAACCUCCAAAUGACUAGAGAAUAUUAACAAUAACGAGAAAAAGACAUUCUUCAGAAAGACAUUUUUACAAACGGUUGUACUUUUCCUCAUUUCUAGGUAGUCUUUUUUCUUCCUUUUUUUCUUUUAAUGGGAUGGCGGCUAUCUCAGGUUUGGAUCUUGAAUUGUCAGACACUGUCUUGUUCUCUCACGUUUUCGUCAAGGAGAACAGCAGCCCCCUCCUUCGGGCAUGGACUUCCCUUUACGUUUGUGCUGGGGGAGGGGGUGAGAUGGAAAAUGAGUGGAACUCUUGUUCUUCAGUAAAAAGCAAGCUUUUGCCACAAUCACUCAGAAUACCUGUCUGCUCAGAUCAGCUCCCUUCCCGGGAAAGGAGAUUUGGGGAUGCACUAGUUUUUUCUCAACGUGAUUGUAAGAAAUUAA